AGAGGGAAGAUAGCCUUUUUCGUGAUGGUCGAAGAUGCAAUGAGGCGUUUAUAAGUUUCACUAUUAUAUUAUUUAAAGUUAUUUAUCAGAAUGACCAUGAUUUCAAAAGCUGCAGUGGGUAUUGCCGUUGGCAUUGCCGGUAUUUUUGUUGGCUAUUGUUUUUAUUUUGAUAAAAAACGCCGUAGUGAUCCAGAUUUUAAAAAGAAACUACGUGAACGAAGACGUGCUAAAAAACAAGCACAGAAAGCAAGUUCUAAGAUACCAGAUCUUAAAGAUCAUGAGACAGUACAGAAAUUCUUCUUGCAAGAGGUACAACUCGGAGAAGAAAUGCUUAUGUAUGGCAAUGUAGAAAGUGGAAUAGAACAUUUAGCCAAUGCAGUUGCAGUUUGUGGCCAACCUAGUCACUUAUUGCAAGUUCUUGAAAAAACACUGCCACCUCAAAUUUUUAAUCUUUUGUUGCAAAGAAUACCGUCUGUUGGCCAUAAGCUAGUUACUCAAACUGCAAUGUCAGAAGAAGAUGUUGAAUAGAAUAUUAUAGAUAAACAUUGGAUUUUUAAAUAAAAUUUGGCAUUAGUAAAAUGUAUACACUCAUUUUGCAUACUGUAGUCGCUACCAUAACUUGACUUUUUGGUAAUUAUAAUAAUCUUAUAUAAUUUAUAAGGUAGUAAAAAACAUUCAUUUUAUAUUAUGAUAAGUUGCAAUUAUAAAUACAAGUUUAUAUUUACAUGUAUAAAUACUUUUAUUUCAUA
This is a messenger RNA of Vespa velutina, 749 nucleotides long. It is a transcript of the gene Tom20, whose product is annotated as mitochondrial import receptor subunit TOM20 homolog. The transcript is spliced from 4 exons. The record is from RefSeq and is a predicted model, not a curated record. Gene Ontology annotation, biological process: protein import into mitochondrial matrix; protein targeting; tRNA import into mitochondrion. NCBI's taxonomy places the organism in Eukaryota, Metazoa, Arthropoda, Insecta, Hymenoptera, Vespidae. Gene Ontology annotation, molecular function: transmembrane protein transporter activity. The coding region runs from base 91 to 528 and encodes 145 amino acids. Gene Ontology annotation, cellular component: mitochondrial outer membrane translocase complex; mitochondrial outer membrane.